ACGCAGUAGUAUUGGAGAAAAGCUAGUUUGUUAAGCCGACGGUUACAUUCAUCUUUUUCUUUUCAGAAAAGCAACCUCCAAGGCUGGACAGGCUUCGAAGCGUCUUGUACUGAUCGUAUAUAUUUAUGGAUGGAAUGUGCGGUUUCCGUUCGUCGGGAGACUAUUCGGAGAAAGCCUCGAUGAUGAUGCCUUCCGAUUACCAGUCCCUUCUUUGUUCAUCCGCCGGAGACAACAACAAUCGCGUCUCCGGCGUUUUUGGAUCGGACGAACUCCUAUCAGCGGCAGCUUCCGCCUUGUCUUCGUCGGCGGAGAUGGCGCCGCGUAUUCGAAGAGCUGAGGAUAAUUUCAUCAAGUCCAAAAUCGCUUCUCAUCCUUUGUAUCCUCGCUUGCUCCAAACCUACAUCGACUGCCAAAAGGUGGGAGCUCCUCUGGAGAUAGCGUGUUAUCUGGAAGAAAUUCAGCGAGAGAGCCAUGUGUACAAGCGAGGUGUUUCUCCGUUUUCUUGCUUUGGAGCUGAUCCUGAGCUUGACGAAUUCAUGGAAACGUACUGCGAUAUAUUGGUUAAAUACAAGUCCGAUCUCGCGAGGCCGUUCGAUGAGGCUACUACUUUCUUGAACAAAAUCGAAAUGCAGCUCCAGAAUCUCUGCACUGGUCCCGCAUCUGCUAGACGUCUUUCAGAUGAUGGUGCGGUUUCAUCUGACGAGGAACUGAGAGAAGGUGAUGACGUAGCAACGCAGGACGGCCAACAAAGAAGCAAUGACCGGGAUCUCAAGGACCAGCUGCUGCGUAAAUUCGGUAGCCAUAUCAGUUCAUUGAAACUCGAGUUCUCAAAGAAGAAGAAGAAAGGGAAGCUACCAAGGGAAGCAAGACAAGCACUGCUCGAUUGGUGGAAUGUUCAUUAUAAAUGGCCUUACCCCACUGAAGCCGACAAAAUAGCUCUGGCUGAAGAAACGGGUCUGGAUCAGAAACAAAUCAACAAUUGGUUUAUAAACCAAAGGAAACGCCAUUGGAAACCUUCUGAGAACAUGCCGUUUGCUAUGAUGGACGAUUCUAGUGAAACAUUCUUUACCGAGGAAUGAAAAAAAGAAACUACGAGGCAUAUAUAAUGCGUUGUAUAAUUUGACAUUGUUUUGUACCAAAGAAAGCAAAAAAAGAAAAAAGACAAAAAACUUUGGUAAAUGGGGGCGUCAUGGCAAAUGAAUGGAACUCCUAGGCCAAAAGGAAAAGAAAAAAAAAGGUUACAUGUACGGAGGAGGGCUUAACGA
Messenger RNA from Eutrema salsugineum, 1265 nucleotides. Its product is annotated as homeobox protein knotted-1-like 2. Gene Ontology annotation, molecular function: DNA-binding transcription factor activity, RNA polymerase II-specific; DNA binding. Gene Ontology annotation, cellular component: nucleus. Bases 126 to 1079 code for a protein of 317 amino acids. The record is from RefSeq and is a predicted model, not a curated record. Lineage: Eukaryota; Viridiplantae; Streptophyta; Magnoliopsida; Brassicales; Brassicaceae. Gene Ontology annotation, biological process: regulation of DNA-templated transcription. The transcript is spliced from 5 exons.